Hyla sarda is the source of this 670-nucleotide messenger RNA. RefSeq names its product cocaine- and amphetamine-regulated transcript protein-like. The coding region runs from base 82 to 459 and encodes 125 amino acids. The transcript is spliced from 3 exons. NCBI's taxonomy places the organism in Eukaryota, Metazoa, Chordata, Amphibia, Anura, Hylidae. The record is from RefSeq and is a predicted model, not a curated record. Gene Ontology annotation, biological process: negative regulation of appetite; G protein-coupled receptor signaling pathway; positive regulation of MAPK cascade. Gene Ontology annotation, molecular function: neuropeptide hormone activity.
AGAGCUUUCCACUCCUUAGAAAGCAAAGGCAGUGCCCCCGACUACUGGGUGCCAGCGCAAUAUACCCUGUACAGGCUACAGAUGGGCAUCAGCAGCACCAUGGACAGCAGCUCCAGACUUCGUCUCCUUACCCUUGGCAGCUGCUUACUGCUCCUGGUCAUCAGGGAUCAUGCUGUGUGUGGGCAGGAGGACAGCUCAGACCUGGAGACCAGGGCACUGCGGGACUUCUACCCCAAAGAUGCAAUUCCUUCCAGUGAGAAAGAGUUGCUUGGUGCUCUGCAGGAGGUCUUGGAGAAGUUACAGAGUAAACCUGUGCCUUCAUGGGAAAAGAAAUUUGGACAGGUUCCUGUGUGUGAUGUAGGGGAGCAAUGUGCAGUCAGGAAGGCUUCUAGAAUUGGGAAAUUAUGUAACUGCCCUAGAGGUGCUGUCUGCAACUUCUUCCUUCUGAAGUGUUUAUAGAAAACAAAAUCCAAAGACAAUGUGCAGAAGUGACCAAGCUGAACACCAACACAACUUUUAAAGAAAGAAAGAAAGAAUGUGGGUGACCAUGAUUUUUACACUGGUAAAAUGAUGUACAGCGACUGCUCUGCAUUUUGUUAUGUUUUUCUGUUAGCCUCUCUGUUUGCACUCUUGUGAAGAUAAAAAAUAAAGACCUGCUCUCUUUUGUAAA